AUGGCUGAUACUGCUUCGUCCGCGCUUCCGGGCACAGCAGUUCUGGUCACUGGUGCUGCUCGUGGUAUUGGGAUGGCAAUUGCUGAGUACUUGGCGAAGUGCGGUGCCAAGGUGGUGGUAACGGAUGUGAAAGCCAAUGCAGAGGGCAUUAAGACCCUCACUGGGCACUCAGAGUUGAUUGUUGCAGCGCCUUUGGGUGACUUGACGGACGACGAGUUCCGCAAGACUUUGAUCCAAGAGGGCGUCAAGUUGGCGGGAAGUGAAGGCCUACGGGGUCUGGUCAACAAUGCAGGGGUGGGCCUCUUCACCGACCUGCUGGAGGGGACGGAUCCAGCAGAAGUUCAACGUUGCUUCGACGUGAAUGUGGCAGCUCCUUUGCGUUUGGCACAGAUUUGGGCGCAAGGACGCGUGCAGCACAAGCUUGGAGGUGCUGUAGUGAACGUCUCCUCCCAGUCUUCCAGCGUGGUCAUUCCGGCCCACACCUCCUACAGUGUCAGCAAGGCUGCUAUUGACCAAGUCACUCGUCACCUGGCCGUAGAGUUAGGGCCCCACCAGAUCCGCAGCAACGCUGUGAAGCCCACUGUGGUCCGAACAGAGAUGGGUCGGACUGCCUGGCCCGAGGGCGCACCAGAGACCAAGGCCAUGCAGUUGAAGAUCCCUUUGCGGCGCUUUGCAGAGCCUUGUGAAAUUGCCAGUGUGGUUGCUUUUCUAUUGGACGACGCCCGAAGCGGCAUGGUCAACGGAGCCUGUGUCCCCGUUGAUGGCGGCUUCCUUUGCUGCGGAUGA
Molecule: messenger RNA, 786 nt
Organism: Cladocopium goreaui
Lineage: Eukaryota; Dinophyceae; Suessiales; Symbiodiniaceae
Source: the annotation of a GenBank genome assembly